AUGGCCGCCACCAAACCGAUCAAAGACGUCGUGGGCGUCGCGAAGAAAUACACCCAGCAAAGCACCGGCAUGUACGAGCGCAUCCGACGGUUCUUCGCGGUCGACCCCGACCGAAGCAACGGCAUCCCGGUACGACACUUCCGCAACCCACCUCCAGGCGGGCUCGACCCGCUUGCCUACGACGAGGCGGUGACGACGCCAGCGGCCGACAUCGCAGACAACCCGUAUUGGAAGCGAGACGUGCGCAGGGCGUACCCCAAACUGAGCACCGUGACGCAGGGCGACUCUGUCGGGCUGUUGUCCAUCGGGAGUGCCGCCGCGCCCAGUCCCAAGCUGCUUGCGGGAGAGGAAGGGUCAAAACAGCUCGUUGCGGUCAAGGAGCAAGGUCAGAAGGGCCUGGCGGCUUACUUUGAACAGGAGAAGGGUGCCGCUACCGUGUUAGGCCAGGAUGGUUUGCCGCCUUUGCCGGUUGCGGUCAGAUCGAAGAGUGUCACGGCGGAGAAAUAUGAGUUGGGACACACCGCUUAUGGUGAAGAGUAUGUUCUUGCACGAGGGGGACUCGUCCCCCGUUUCUCUCUUCUCGCCUCGCUCUUAUCUGGGUUGUUUUGCUAA
Messenger RNA from Exophiala aquamarina CBS 119918, 612 nucleotides. RefSeq names its product NADH dehydrogenase. The record is from RefSeq and is a predicted model, not a curated record. The transcript is spliced from 2 exons. Bases 1 to 612 code for a protein of 203 amino acids. Lineage: Eukaryota; Fungi; Ascomycota; Eurotiomycetes; Chaetothyriales; Herpotrichiellaceae.